UCAAUAUAUAUACAUAUGUGCAAUUUGAAAUUAUCAUUUAAAGUAAUCCAUAGAAGAUAUUUGGCAGUUCUGUUUACGAAAUUUGGUUCGAGUAUUAUUGCUGGCAUCUGUUCUUGUAUUAAGACGUCAGGCAUCAUGGUACCGGUUGGUCCGGUACCUUGUAAAAUGAGUCAACUUAAAGCAACAGCAUUACAACUGCAUGGAGGUGAAACAGAUUCUUGGCUGGACCACUUAAGUGGUUUAAAUAUUGAUACUCAUCCAAUAUAUCAGAGAUUAACUGGAAUAAUAUGCACUAUUGGUCCUGCAUCCCGAGAUGUAGAUAAAUUAGUGGAAAUGAUGAAGAGUGGCAUGAAUAUUGCCCGUUUAAAUUUUUCUCAUGGAACACACGAGUAUCAUGCUGGAACAAUAGAAAAUGUGCGAAAAGCAGCUGAAAUCAUGGCUAAAGAAUUAGGAAUGCCUUCUUAUCCUGUUGGAGUUGCAUUGGACACUAAAGGUCCAGAAAUUAGAACUGGUUUGCUUGAAGGGGGUCCUAGUGCUGAAGUUGAAUUAGUGAAAGGAAAAACUAUUAAGGUCACCACAGAUGAUGCUUAUAAAGAAAAGUGUUCAGCUGAAGUCAUUCAUGUAGAUUAUAAGAAUAUUACUAAAGUUCUAAGUGUUAACAGCAAAGUUUAUGUAGACGAUGGUUUAGUUUCUUUGAUUGUCAAAGAAAUAGGUUCUGAUCAUUUAAUAUGUGAGAUAGAAAAUGGUGGAAUGCUUGGAAGUAAGAAAGGUGUUAACUUGCCUGGUGCAAUUGUUGAUCUCCCAGCUGUAUCAGAAAAAGAUAAAGAUGAUCUUCUUUUUGGAAUUGAACAAGAUGUUGAUAUGGUUUUUGCAUCAUUCAUUCGAAAUGGUGAGGGUGUAAGAGAGAUACGUCAAAUACUUGGAGAAAAAGGAAAGGACAUACUAAUUUUAUCCAAGGUUGAAAACCAUGAAGGUGUUGUUAAGAUAGAUGAAAUUAUUCAUGAAAGUGAUGGAAUCAUGUGUGCUCGUGGUGAUUUAGGAAUUGAAAUACCUCCAGAAAAAGUUUUUCUGGCACAAAAAAUGAUGAUUGCUAAAUGCAAUAUGCUGGGUAAACCUGUUAUUUGUGCUACACAGAUGUUAGAAAGCAUGGUUAAGAAACCAAGACCAACUCGUGCAGAAGGAUCUGACGUCGCUAAUGCCGUUUUGGAUGGAGCCGAUUGCGUAAUGUUGUCUGGAGAAACCGCCAAAGGAGAUUAUCCUCUACAUGCAGUGAGAGUAAUGGCUGCAAUAUGUGUAGAAGCAGAAGCUGCUGUCUUCCAUAGACAUGUCUUUACAGAACUUACUGCUAAAACUCCAGUUCCUACUGAUUCCACUCAUACACUGGCAAUUGCUGCUGUCAGUGCAUCCAUGAAAUGCUUGGCUUCAGCAAUUAUAGUCAUUACAACAACUGGAAGAACUGCACAUCUUGUGUCCAAGUAUAGACCACGUUGUCCAAUUAUUGCCGUCUCUCGGUUUGCUCGUACAACUAGACAGGCUCAUUUGUGGAGAGGUAUUUUGCCACUACAUUUUAUGGGCGAUCGUCUACCAGACUGGCCACAAGAUGUAGAUGUUCGUAUUCAAUACGCCAUCAAUUACGGAAAAACAAGCCAAUUCCUCCGAGCAGGUGAUGCUGUGAUAGUUGUUACCGGAUGGAGAAAGGGUGCUGGUGCAACAAACACAAUGCGUGUCGUUUAUGUGGAAUAAAUUCUUCAGCAUUCUUCCAGCUUUUUCACCAUUCCUUAUUUGCUUUCCUAGAAAUUUUAGAGCAAAAGUAAUCAGUUUAAAUUAUUUUAUUGCCUUAAAUUAUUCCAGAGUAUAAUGUUCAUUCUGACUGCACUAAAUAAUUUGUGCUACACAGUUAAAUCUAUUUUCCUGUAAAUAUAAUAUGGAAAGUUGUUUUAAUUCUAAGUUUAUAGCCGUUGAAAUAUGAUGUUAAUGUUGUUAAAAAAUGAUUAUUUUUGUGAAAAAAGAAAAAUAUUUAAAAUGUAUUUGGAGCAUUUAGUAAUGCAGAGGGAAAUGUCUAUCAUCAUAUUCUAUAUUAGAAUUAAAUAAUCCUACAAUAUGUAA
Molecule: messenger RNA, 2106 nt
Organism: Centruroides sculpturatus (bark scorpion)
Lineage: Eukaryota; Metazoa; Arthropoda; Arachnida; Scorpiones; Buthidae
Product: pyruvate kinase PKM-like
Exons: 12
Coding region: 16-1743 (575 amino acids)
Biological process (GO): glycolytic process
Cellular component (GO): cytoplasm
Molecular function (GO): magnesium ion binding; potassium ion binding; pyruvate kinase activity
Source: RefSeq, a predicted model, not a curated record